This is a messenger RNA of Pseudophryne corroboree (corroboree frog), 8311 nucleotides long. RefSeq names its product BR serine/threonine kinase 2 (gene BRSK2). Gene Ontology annotation, cellular component: cytoplasm. Bases 482 to 3004 code for a protein of 840 amino acids. Gene Ontology annotation, molecular function: tau-protein kinase activity; protein serine/threonine kinase activity; ATP binding. The transcript is spliced from 20 exons. Lineage: Eukaryota; Metazoa; Chordata; Amphibia; Anura; Myobatrachidae. The record is from RefSeq and is a predicted model, not a curated record. Gene Ontology annotation, biological process: microtubule cytoskeleton organization; intracellular signal transduction; protein phosphorylation.
GAGCGUGAGGAUUGAUCAGCAGGUCCCUGCUGAGCUGCUUGUAUGUAGCACGGCAGCAUCCACACCAUGCUCCCUGCACCUUAACACUGUCCCCCAGCCUACCUUUUUAUCACAACUGCAUAAUAUAUUCUAUUUUUAUAAAAAGGGGAGGGUGCUUUGUUUUUCAUUUGGUUGUGUUUUUUUUUUCUUUUUCUUUUUCUUUUUAAUUCAUUCAUUAGAUCCAGUCUCCAGAGCUCUGCAUCAAGACAGGAUAUAUACGACAAGGUCCAGCAGACAGAGAGAAAAGCAGGUCUUUAUUGAUGGUGAGGACCAAAAGGAUUUCAGUUGGGCGUCACAAGAACGGACAGGUUUAUCCAGCAAGAGAGGGGGGGAGAAGAAGCAAAGACAGCCAUCCCCCCCUCUUCGUCCCCAGCCCUCCUCCCCCCUUUUCUCUUGAGGAUUUUCCUUGCAUCUGGAUCCCCGUGGAAAGAGAGAGGGAAAGAUGACCACGGUUGGGAAAGAUGGUGGUGGAACACCGCACAUGCAGUAUGUUGGCCCAUACCGGCUGGAGAAAACACUGGGAAAGGGGCAGACAGGUCUUGUGAAACUUGGGGUCCACUGCGUCACUUGUCAAAAGGUCGCCAUCAAAAUUGUCAACCGAGAGAAGCUUAGUGAGUCUGUGUUAAUGAAGGUGGAACGUGAAAUUGCUAUACUCAAACUUAUUGAACAUCCGCAUGUUUUAAAGUUACAUGAUGUAUAUGAGAACAAGAAAUACCUGUACUUGGUACUUGAGCACGUAUCUGGUGGGGAACUUUUUGACUACCUGGUGAAGAAAGGACGUUUAACCCCAAAGGAAGCUCGAAAAUUCUUCCGGCAGAUUAUUUCGGCGUUGGAUUUCUGUCACAGUCACUCCAUCUGUCACAGAGAUCUAAAGCCUGAGAAUCUUCUUCUGGAUGAGAGGAAUAAUAUCCGAAUAGCAGAUUUUGGGAUGGCCUCUCUGCAGGUCGGAGACAGCCUGCUGGAGACCAGCUGUGGGUCUCCUCACUACGCCUGCCCAGAGGUGAUCAGGGGCGAAAAAUAUGACGGCAGAAAGGCGGACAUCUGGAGCUGUGGAGUCAUCUUGUUCGCGUUACUUGUGGGCGCGCUCCCAUUUGAUGAUGACAACCUUAGGCAGCUUCUAGAGAAGGUGAAACGAGGGGUCUUCCACAUGCCACAUUUUAUUCCCCCAGACUGUCAGAACCUCCUCUGCGGGAUGAUCGAGGUGGAACCAUUAAAGAGACUGACGUUAGAAACCAUACAGAAGCACACCUGGUACAUUGGGGGUAAGAAUGAACCGGAGCCAGAGCAGGCUGUCCCUAGGAAAGUACAGAUGGGGUCUUUGCCAUCGCUGGAGGAUGUGGACCCCGAUGUAUUGGAUAGUAUGCACUCCUUAGGAUGCUUUAGAGACCGCAACAAAUUACUGCAAGACCUGUUGUCUGAAGAGGAAAACCAGGAGAAGAUGAUCUAUUUCUUGUUACUAGACCGGAAGGAGAGGUAUCCUAGCCAAGAAGAUGAAGAUCUCCCUCCAAGGGCAGAUAUUGACCCCCCUAGAAAACGGGUGGACUCACCCAUGCUGACCCGUCAUGGGAAGAGGAGGCCAGAGAGAAAAUCGAUGGAGGUUCUGAGUGGAACAGAUGGCGGGUCACCAGUGCCAGCUCGCAGGGCUAUUGAAAUGGCACAGCAUGGGCAAAGGUCGCGAUCUAUCAGUGGUGCUUCAUCAGGACUUUCCACCAGUCCUAUCAGUAGUCCCAGGCCUAUAAGGAGGUUUUUUGCCCUUACCCAGCCCUCUACCCCAUCUUCUUCUCCUCACCCAACACCUACUAGCUCUGAUUCUUCAGUGAAUAAUGAUUGCCCUCUAGUUCAUCCCAAAACCCACACCUUCCCACCCAAGCCCAGAACUUCUGAGAAACCCCUUCAGACUACCAGAUCCAACCCUCUUCCUGCUACCAAUUCCUCUGUUUCCUCGCGAGCUCCAAACUCUCCCGCUGGGCAUAAUGCGUGCCGAACAGCAACAAAAUUGCCCGCGUCUGAUCUGGCCCCCAAAUCUGUACCCCUUAUACAGGUUACCCCUCAUCCGUCACCCCGUGGCAGCCCCCUCCCUACUCCCAAGGGAACGCCUGUACACACGCCCAAGGAAAGUCCAGCGGGCACCCCUUCCCCCACCCCUCCAUCCAGCCCCAGCAUUGGUGGGAUGCCCUGGAGGACAAGGCUGAACUCUAUCAAGAAUAAUUUCCUGGGGUCACCAAGAUUCCACCGUCGCAAACUGCAAGUUCCUACAGCUGAUGAAAUGACCAACCUGACACCGGAAUCAUCCCCAGAAUUGGCCAAAAAGUCUUGGUUUGGUAACUUUCUCACUCUGGAGAAGGAGGAUCAGAUCUUCGUGGUCAUUAAAGACAAGCCUUUAAGUUCCAUUAAAGCUGAUAUAGUACAAGCCUUUCUCUCGAUCCCAAGUCUCAGUCACAGUGUGAUCUCACAGACCAGUUUCCGAGCAGAGUACAAGUCCACAGGGGGUCCCUCUGUCUUCCAGAAGCCGGUGAAGUUUCAAGUGGACAUUACAUAUACGGAAAGUGGGGAGAAGCAGAAGGACUGCGGGAUAUACUCUGUCACUUUUACUCUGCUAUCAGGUCCCAGCAGGAGGUUUAAACGGGUUGUGGAGACAAUUCAGACUCAGCUUCUGAGCUCCCAUGAGCAGCCGUCUGUACUGCAGCUUUCAGACCCCAAUAACUGUAUGGAGUAUCUCAGUGGGAAGCUCUCAAAAUGUGGCCGCCCAAUCAGUAACUUCUUUGACGUACUUAAACAACUUUUUUCAGACGAGAAGAAUGGUCACGCUUCUCCUGCCCCUGGGCCCCUCAGCAAGCAGCGUCCGACUGAUAAUAAGGAGCAGGGGGCCUUGGGAGCCAGCGGGAAGGAGAGAGCCAGGAAAACCAGCCCCGUCAUCACUCAGGAGACCCCCGUCCCUGCUUCCCCCAGCAAACAGGGCACAUAACAGAGGAAAUUCCUACUGUGACCUCAGGAUGUCACUAAAGUCCAGUGAUACACAGGGAGUAUACCCUGUCAUUUUCUCAGUGAACACAGGGGGGCAGUGUCACAGAGUGAUGCUAUAGGAAAUGAGUCCUGUAAGACACUCUAUGAGGACAUCAUUUAAGUGUUUCUCAGCAUUAAUCAUUAAGGACCUGGAGAAUCUAGAACAUGAAAAUGUGUACACGAUAUAUACCUGUAGUACGCACAGGGACAUUGUGUGACCAUUUCCCACUGGUAUGCCAUGAAAACGUACACCAGAGAAAGGCAAUAUGUGGCUCUCCAUCUGUUGUGGAACUAUAGGUCUAAGCAUUCCCAGCUGUUGAGGGACUAUAAGUGGCAGCACAGAUAGGGCAAUCAUAGACUUAUCGUACCACAACACCUGUAAGAGUUGCUGGUUGCCUUACCCUGAUGUACUGCUUUAGGCGUCAUUGCCUUUAAGAAUCGGACCUGCAAUGUAUCUAGUGACCACAGGUUGGAAUCAUCAGGACGUUGUUACUUUCCCGUAGGCGUAAUCCCAGUCACUUCCACGCCAUCAUCUUCAUUGUAAAUCCAACUGCACAAAACAGCUCUGAGAUAUGGGUUCUCCUCCAUCCACUCCGUUCUACCAGACUGUACAUAGGCUCAGGAUAUGAGAUCUGGAUUUAUCUUAAAUAUAUAUAUAUUCUGCUUUGUAAAUACAUAUAUAAGUGUGUAUAUAUUCUAGCACACCCAUGUAACUGCAGUAUUAGUACUAGUUAUAAGUGCAUAAUUUUUAUAGACAGGACAGGUCUGAAUGUUUGUGUAUAUAUGGCUAUAAAUAUGUAUAUAGAGAGCUCGGAGCACAAUCGUUACUGGCUGCAGCCUGCUUGGUUUCACCUUCCCAAAUUAAUGAUUUUUUCCUUUCUGUCGUACAUGUUUGUUUUCCAUUUCAUCUCUGUUCUCCUGUUUUCUUCAUCACCAUUAUUUAUCCUGCCUGUUCCUAUUUUUUAUUAUUGCCUUCUCCAAUCAAUUCCCACCAAUCGUCAACUUUUGCUUUCUCUCCAUAUUUUUUCUCUCUCUCUCUCGCAUGUGUGUUCUCCCUCACUUUACCCCCAGGAAUUAUCCCAAAAAGCUAACCAGCCGCCCUUCAUCUCCUCCUUUUCUUGUCCGCCUGGCCAGAAGAUGACCCUGACUCAACCCUUCGCCUGCCAUCCAGCUGGGAGCUUGCAGCAGGGGUAUCGCCAUUCUUGAGAUGGGCAAUAAGGCACACAGGAGUUGGGUUACCAUCAAGUAGUAAUACUAUCGAACUUGAAUGUGGAGUUCACACGGGUGAUUAUCUCACAGGAUACAACACAGAGCUCUCCUGUCAUUUCCUUCUUGGUAACCCUACUCCUGAAAUCCUGCUUCGCUGCACCACCUAAGAAAUCUAGGAUCGUACUGUAAUGCCUACGCUUGUGUGUAGCUUUUCAGGCAGGAAAGGGGUCAAUAGAUUAUAUUAAGGGUUUUUAAUGCUGAAUGUAUUUAAGGGGUAAUUAUGUUUACACACAAACACACAUAUAACACACCGCUACAUCCAGAGAGGGUUAAUAGAGGAGCUGUGUUCUGUACUGAACAAAAUUUAGGGCAGUGCCCUAGUAUUCUGCUCUUCAUCAUCUUGUGAGGGUGGGGAAUGUGGUCUGGGGCUGUACACAAGGGCGGGUUGGCAUGUCCUGUUGCAUAAUGUGAAAUAUUGGGGCUAUUUUUAUAAGGUUUGUAAGUUUAGGGGAUGGGUGUUAAUCCUUUGUGUUUAAAUUAUUAACUGCUAACUGCAAGAUUGGCCUGUGGAUCAGUACUGUGCACGGAAGGUGGAGACGUGCAAUGCCCAGCUGCACACAAGCAUUGCAACUAGUGUUUACAUAUGUUCUUAUUACGUGUAUAUUCACAAGCACACAGAGCCCUGCAGGAGGUUUACAUGCAGGAGUCAGUGAGAUGCCCAAGUUUGUGGUUAUAUGCGUGGCAGGGCCAUCUUUAUGCAUAGGCACAAUGGGCAGCUGCCCAGGGAACCACAAUUCUAGGGGCCUCUGAGCAGGGGUGGGUGGUGCUCACAAACAUUACGGCAAGGCAGAAUUCUCUACCUCAGUGGUUCUCAACCGCGGUCCUCAAGUACUCCCAACAGUUCAUGUUUUCCAGGUCUCCUCAGAGGAUUGCAAGUGAAAUAAUUUGCUCUACCAGUUGGUUUUUUAAAAUGGGUCAGUGAGUAAUGAAUACACCUGUUCAACUACUAGGUGACCUGGAAAACAUGAACUGUUGGGGGUACUUGAGGACCAAGGUUGAGAACCACUGCUCUGUCUCCCAGCCGGUAACAACCGGUGAAUGGCUGUUAGCAUACUGAUUGGUGGAUGGCUGGAGCUAUCCACCAAUCAGAGUGCUGACAGCCAUUCACUGUAUGGAAGCAUGUGGGGAGAUGGCAUAGGUCUGCAGGAGGGGCAAGUUAUAAUUUAUUAUUUGUUCCCAUGAAUGGGCCUGUAGGUGCCGCAGUGCUUUGCUCUGCCCAGGGACAACUAAGCUGUAACGUCAGCCCUAACUUGUGGCACGAUGCCCAUUUCCUUACAAAAUUAAAGUGAUCCUUUCUUUAUAAUGCCAUUCAAAAGGUAACAAGAAGCUUAAAAUGGACCUCUCACUUGUAACACAAAGAGGGUAGUUAUGUGGGCUGAAAACAGCAACACACUAUGCACUAGUGACACGGUCACAACGCAUUCCGUUGCUUAUGCCUCAGUGGUGACUUGGUGGUAGGGAGUUGGUGAAAUACAGACUGCCACAACCUACAGACUAGCUUCUUCCAACUGUGUACAUGCAACAUUUUCACUUUAAAAGUGCAACACAUAUCAAAUUCGGGAUUUUUAUAUCCUGUGUUUAUUAUUUUUAUUUAUUUGUUGGUUUUCAAAAUGCUUUUUUUUUUAUUUUUCUAAGGCGUUCUGUUUCUAAUUCCAGAUCAACUCUUGUUUUUAUUUGUUAAGAUUCUAUUGGGGAUAGCGAAGGAGUGACAGUAUGAGCCACAAAAAGAAAAGAACAAACCUUGAUUAGGGCAUUUAUAGCCAAUCAUGUGACUUACGUCACAGACAAAUGUACGGAAGCCUCCCAAAGGCAAAAUCACUUUUCCCAAACCAGUACAGCUGUAACAAAUAAAAUAUUAGUCAUAAUAAGGCGUUUUCUCAGGUAACCGGCUUUGUUUUCUAGCUAUGGUCCUCCUGCUCACCCAACAGGUCAAGUUUUCAGGAUUUCUUUAAUCAUGCACAGGUGACAGUCUACUUGGCUGGAUCUGUAAUAACUAUUUACACAGUCAAAUUCUUGGACGCAUGACCUCUUGGGGGGGGGGGGGGGGGUGUGAGGACAGGCAUUAAGAAAUGGUGAUUAUGGUAAAUAUUUCAUAACAGAUCCCAAGCACGUGGAGGCUACCCAGAAACACAUCUUUGCCAAAUGCAGGAAGCUCACUAUAAAUGUGUAUCAUUAAAGCUGGGGACACACUAGAAAGGUAUAUCAUUUGUUUUCGAGCGACGAACGAUAUAUCUGUAGUGCAUCCGUGGGUGUGUACACCUGAUAUGUCUGUGAACGAUGUUCACGAAAAUCUGGUAAUGUAUGGAAGCAAAUGACAACCAAUCUUUUACUCUCAAAAUCCGGAAAACAGACAAAAAUGGUCAUUCAGACAAAUUGGUUAAAUCUGUUUGAUUUAACCAAUUGAUCCGAACAACCGUUUUUGUCAGUUUUCUAGAUUUUGAGAGUAAAUGAUCGAUUGUCAUUUGCUCCCAGACAUUACCAGAUUUUCUUUCCAACCAGUCAGAUUGGAUAAUUUUAUAGUGUGUAUCCAAGACAUAUCAGGUUAGCACAGAUAUAAUGGCAUGUCUGGCUGUGUGUCCUAUAUGGCGGUGGUAGGAAGUGCCAACAAUGACGUCACAGCUGGGCAAGCAAAUUCAAAUGCCCGCCCAGUUGUGAUGUCUGACUCGACAUAUCAAGCACCCGAUUGGGGAGUGUGUAUACUAAACACAACGGCCCCUCUGAAUAGUGUACACUCAGCAUUGAUUUGCAAACUUGGUCUGCACAAAAUGCCAGAAUUUGGCAGAUAUAACAAAAUCAAACAACAUUUAUGGACCCAGUGUGAAUUGUACUGAACUUGAAUGUACAUAAUGCUGGUCCUCAUGGGAGUACUUACUUGCAGACUGGCAGAAGCUACAGAAAGGCCCCAUAACAGGUAGACUAAUGCUCACUAAAGUGAGAUAUCCAAUCAGAAAUGAGUAUGACUUGAUCUAUAGUGCUCCUAUGAUUCCCUACCAGACAGGGUCUGGCAUUGUAUCAUGGGAACAGUAUCGGAGAUUGUAGACUGCACAGUAACUCCAUUCACCAGCGUCAGCAUCCGUACAACCUAUUUAUACUACAUUUACAAAUACAGCAAAACUUAAAAUAACCUCUCCUUCAAGUAACCCCCAGGGCUCUGCACAGUGCAUGUAUAUACAAAAUAUUGCAAUGCUUAGAAGGUAUGGUAUACAGAUGCAUGUUAUGGUUUGCAGCCUGUAUACAUACCACACAGGGCUCUGCAUCCAAUAUAUGCAGCACAAUGCUCCGCAGGCCUUUCGCACAGUGUGUGGUGUGAAAGUCUCUGUUAUUUAUAAAUACAAUAUAAAUAUAUAUAUUUAAGCUAUUAGCUGUACAAUGAUCAAGUUUGCUAUGAAUGAUUCUGUUGGUAUGUAAAUAAUCUGAGAAUAUGUCCUGCGAAUGGGAGAGACAGCACAAUACAUAUUUAUGGUACAGCAGGAGAACACACUUACCGCCAUCUUAACUCAACUAAAGAGUCUUCAACAACAACAACAAGGCCUCAGUCUAUGAAACUACUCACUAACUCCCCCUUGUCCCCACGUUUAUAAUAUCUACCCCAUUUGUUCUACAUCUGUCUGAGGCAAAUGAAGAUCGGAGGGUAUUAUCCACAAAGAGGUGCUGAAUUAUUGGGGCAGGAGAGACGUAAUGGCAAGGCACUGGUCUUCUGGUAACUCAUUCUGCCGGCUUCCUGAGCAUUAAUGCCAAUGUUCUGUUGCCCUCCUGCCUUUUUACACUUGCACAUUUUACAGUAUUACACCACACUGCCGGAAACCAGGCGUGCAUGGCUCUGCGGCAGGAGUGGCUGGUGGUAGGCACCUGGACAGCAAUAUUCCCCUUGUGUGUUUUGUAAAGCCAACGGGCGCACACUGCGGCAUGUUACUCACCCGCAAUGGCGUUCAAAGAACAAAAAAAAAAAAAAUUAUGAACGUCAGAAAACAGCCAAUAAAAUUGUUCAGUAUGUACACAA